AUGUUUGUAAACAAGGUCGGUAAGCAAUGGUUUGUGCCAUUGACUGUUAUUUUGUAUACGCUGCUAUUGUUGGUGCUACCUGUUAACAGUGGCAAUUUCCUUGUCAAAGGUGAUGACUCCAACAAUUACGGUACUGUUAUUGGUAUUGAUUUGGGUACUACUUAUUCUUGUGUUGCUGUCAUGAAAAACGGUAAGACUGAGAUUUUGGCUAACGAGCAAGGUAACAGAAUCACGCCUUCUUAUGUGGCUUUUACGGACUCCGAAAGACUAAUUGGUGAUGCCGCCAAGAACCAGGUCGCUGCCAAUCCAGCCAACACCAUCUUCGACAUCAAGAGACUGAUCGGUAUGAAGUUCGAUGACAGAUCGGUCCAAAAAGAUAUUAAACAUCUGCCAUUCGAUGUCAUCAACCAAGGCGGUAAACCUGUUGUGCAGGUUUCUGUUAAAGGCGAAAAAAAAAUAUUCACUGCAGAGGAAGUUUCCGGUAUGAUCUUAGGUAAAAUGAAACAGAUUGCCGAAGAUUAUCUGGGCACUAAAGUGACUCACGCUGUCGUCACCGUUCCUGCUUAUUUCAACGAUGCCCAAAGACAGGCCACGAAGGAUGCCGGUACUAUUGCCGGUUUGAACGUCUUGAGAAUCGUUAACGAACCAACUGCCGCAGCUAUUGCUUACGGUCUAGACAAGACUAAUGACGAGCAUCAAAUUAUUGUCUACGAUUUAGGUGGUGGUACUUUCGAUGUCUCUUUAUUAUCUAUCGAAAAUGGUGUCUUCGAGGUUCAAGCUACCGCUGGUGACACUCAUUUGGGUGGUGAAGAUUUCGAUUAUAAGAUCGUUAGACAAUUGAUCAAAUCCUUCAAGAAGAAGCAUGGUAUUGACGUCUCCGACAACAGUAAGGCUUUGGCUAAGUUGAAGAGAGAAGCCGAGAAGGCUAAAAGAGCUCUUUCAUCUCAGAUGUCUACUAGAAUUGAAAUCGACUCCUUCGUUGAUGGUAUUGACUUAAGUGAAACUUUAACUAGAGCUAAAUUCGAAGAAAUGAACAUUGAUCUAUUCAAAAAGACUUUGAAACCAGUUGAAAAAGUUUUGGCUGAUGCAGGUUUGGACAAGAAAGAUAUUGAUGACAUUGUCUUGGUCGGUGGUUCCACAAGAAUUCCAAAGGUUCAACAAUUAUUAGAAUCCUUCUUUAACGGCAAGAAAGCAUCAAAGGGUAUCAACCCAGAUGAAGCUGUUGCCUUCGGUGCUGCUGUUCAAGCUGGUAUCUUAUCUGGUGAAGAAGGUGUUGACGACAUUGUCUUAUUAGAUGUUAAUGCUUUAACGUUAGGUAUCGAAACCGCUGGUGGUGUCAUGACUCCAUUAAUCAAGAGAAAUACUGCUAUUCCAACCAAGAAAUCUCAAAUUUUCACUACUGCUGCUGAUAACCAACCAACUGUCACCAUCCAAAUUUUCGAAGGUGAGAGAGCUAUGUGCAAGGACAAUAACUUGUUAGGCAGAUUCGAAUUGACUGGUAUCCCACCUGCUCCAAGAGGUGUUCCACAAAUUGAAGUCACUUUUGCCUUAGAUGCUAAUGGUAUCCUACAAGUUACCGCCACCGAUAAAGGUACCGGUAAGAGUGAAUCCAUCACCAUCUCAAACGAUGAAGGUAGACUAUCAAAGGAAGAUAUUGACAGAAUGGUGGACGAUGCUGAAAAGUUUGCUUCCGAAGAUGCUGUCAUCAAGGAGAAGAUCGAAUCUAGAAAUAAAUUAGAAAAUUACGCUCACAACUUGAAGAACACUGUUGAAGGUGAUUUAGCCGACAAGAUUUCCGAAGAAGACAAAGAAACCAUUCUAGAUGCCGUCAGUGACGCUUUAGAUUGGUUAGAUGAUAACUUCGAUUCCGCAAUGGCUGAAGAAUUCGACGAAAAGUACGAAGCCCUAUCCAAGAUUGCUUACCCAAUCACCUCUAAAUUAUACCAAGGUGCUGGUGCUGGCGGUGCUGCUUCCGAUGAAUAUGCUGAUGAAUUCGAUGACGACGAGGAAGACGACGGUGACUACUUCGAACAUGAUGAAUUGUAA
Tetrapisispora phaffii CBS 4417 is the source of this 2046-nucleotide messenger RNA. RefSeq names its product Hsp70 family ATPase KAR2 (gene KAR2). Gene Ontology annotation, molecular function: ATP binding; ATP-dependent protein folding chaperone; misfolded protein binding. Gene Ontology annotation, cellular component: cytoplasm; endoplasmic reticulum chaperone complex; nucleus. The record is from RefSeq and is a predicted model, not a curated record. The transcript has a single exon. NCBI's taxonomy places the organism in Eukaryota, Fungi, Ascomycota, Saccharomycetes, Saccharomycetales, Saccharomycetaceae. The coding region runs from base 1 to 2046 and encodes 681 amino acids. Gene Ontology annotation, biological process: protein refolding; endoplasmic reticulum unfolded protein response; cellular response to unfolded protein.